CGGGCCUGGGGGCCAGCCCCAGUGAGUGUGAUGGAGCGUCCCCACUCCUCCAGGUUUCCAGUGCCCCGCCUCCCCGAAAAGCCUGCUGGGCAGACUGUGGCUCGUCCUACCACCUCCCGCCACCCCUUGGGGCGGGACCACAUCCAUCCGUGGGGUCUGCACCUUCAAGUCAGGGGACUAAAAAAACACGAAAGAGCAGACGUUUCCAGGGAGGCGAGAUGGCAGCUGGGCCAAAUGGGCUGGAGGAGUGGGUGGGCAGCGCAUACCUGUUUGUGGAGUCCUCGCUGGACAAGGUGGCCCUGUCAGACGCUUACGCUCAUCCCCAGCAGAAGGUGGCGGUGUACAGGGCUCUUCGGGCUGCAUUGGCAGAGAGCGGGAGCCCUGACGAGUUGCAGAUGCUCAAGAUCCACCGCAGCGAUCCGCAGCUGAUUGUGCAGCUGCGUUUCUGCGGACGCCAGCCCUGCGGCCGCUUCCUCCGCGCCUACCGCGAGGGGGCGCUGCGCGCCGCGCUGGAGGGCCGCUUGGCCGCAUUGCUCACCCUGUACUCGGUGCCUUUGCAACUGGAGCUGCGCGCCGGCGCGGAGCGGCUGGACGCCUUGCUGGCAGAUGAGGAGCGUUGUUUGAGUUGCAUCUUUGCCCAGAAGCCUGACCGGCUCCGGGACGAGGAACUCACGGAGUUGGAGGAUGCGCUCCGGAAUCUGACUUUUGGCUCAGGGGGCCAGGGUGGCAACGUAAAGGUAGCUCCAGCCCCCAUGCAGUCCCUGGCCCCAUCUUCGUUGGAGAAGCCACCGCCACCGCCGCCAUCUGGCCAGACUUUUAUGUUCCAGGGCCAGCCCAUAGUGAACCGGCCAAUAAGCCUGCAGGACCAGCAGACGUUUGCGCGCUCAGUGGGCCUCAAAUGGCGCAAGGUUGGACGCUCCCUGCAGCGUGGCUGUCGCGCACUGAGGGACCCAGUGCUGGACUCCCUGGCCUACGAGUACGAGCGCGAAGGGUUGUACGAGCAAGCCUUCCAGCUACUGAGGCGCUUCGUGCAGGCCGAGGGCCGCCGCGCCACGCUGCAGCGCCUGGUGGAGGCGCUCGAGGAGAAUGAGCUCACCAGCUUGGCAGAGGACUUGCUGGGCUUGGCGCAUCCCGAUAGCGCCCUGGCCUAGGCUGGGUACCAGACACAAGGACGGUCAGCCAGUUGCCCAGCCAGGGUUUGGAGCACCUGGAUGACUCUAGGGUCCCUUCUUGCUGCUACGGCUGCCCUGUCCAUUCACAGGACUUACAACCCUACUUAGUGGCGCUGCUGGGCAGAACUGACUGCCUUCUCCAGGAGUCAGACAGGCACCCACCAUGCCUGCUGGGGUGCCAUUGGGGAUUCCACCCCAGAUACUAUGAUAGGGACAGAGUGUGGGGGUGAUCUGCUGCAGAGGCCGGCCUCAACUCACCUAUCCCAGAAGGGGGGCUUUUGGCCAGCCCUUACCUCUUCUCUCAUUGCACAAUCACUCAUUAGGCACCUGCUGUUGUUUUAGGCAUCAUCCUGGGUGCUACAAAUACGUUGGUGAACAAGACAGCUCCCAGUUCACACUCAAUAUGGGACUCCAAGUAUUAAGCAACAGUAAUAAAAUGUUACCUGUU
Myotis daubentonii (Daubenton's bat) is the source of this 1620-nucleotide messenger RNA. It is a transcript of the gene TRADD, whose product is annotated as TNFRSF1A associated via death domain. NCBI's taxonomy places the organism in Eukaryota, Metazoa, Chordata, Mammalia, Chiroptera, Vespertilionidae. Gene Ontology annotation, molecular function: transmembrane receptor protein tyrosine kinase adaptor activity. Gene Ontology annotation, biological process: positive regulation of canonical NF-kappaB signal transduction; extrinsic apoptotic signaling pathway. Gene Ontology annotation, cellular component: tumor necrosis factor receptor superfamily complex. The record is from RefSeq and is a predicted model, not a curated record.